Molecule: messenger RNA, 1949 nt
Organism: Chenopodium quinoa (quinoa)
Lineage: Eukaryota; Viridiplantae; Streptophyta; Magnoliopsida; Caryophyllales; Amaranthaceae
Product: 3-ketoacyl-CoA synthase 6-like
Exons: 2
Coding region: 154-1629 (491 amino acids)
Biological process (GO): fatty acid biosynthetic process
Cellular component (GO): membrane
Molecular function (GO): acyltransferase activity, transferring groups other than amino-acyl groups
Source: RefSeq, a predicted model, not a curated record
CCUUCUCAUUUUUCCUAUACCUCGUUCACACACAUAAACUAUACUUGAAAAUUAUUAUAUUUUCUCAACCCUUUUUAUUAAUUCCAAAAAUCAAAUUAAAUUAGCCAUUUAAGAAAAAAAAAUAUAUAGAGAGAAAAAAAAAAACAAUAUUAUAUGGCGAACAGUUCGUCAGUGAGGCUCAAGUAUGUGAAGCUAGGUUACACUUACCUAGUGAACCAUUUCCUUGGCCUUAUCCUUAUACCCAUUAUGGCCGGUAUAGCUGUCGAAAUCCUUCGGGCCGGACCCGAACAGAUUAUUUCUCUUUUCAAAUCUCUCCAAUUAGACAUUAUUCAAGUCAUGUGUUCAACUUUUCUUAUUAUUAUUAUCCUUACGGUUUAUUAUAUGUCCAAACCACGACCUGUCUAUUUAGUGGACUACUCAAUGUUCAAACCCCCGUACAUUUUUAGGGUCCCAUUUGCUACCUUCAUGGAGCAUAAUAAGCUCAACUUGAAGGACGACCAAAAGGCCGUCGAUUUUCAAACCCGGAUCUUGGAGCGAUCCGGGUUAGGUGAAGAGACGUGUUUGCCCCCGGCUAUUCAUUAUAUUAACCCUAAACCUACUAUGGAGGCUGCCAGAGGCGAAGCUGAGUUGGUUAUUUUUUCUGCUGUCGACGAUUUAUUAAAAAAGACCGGGGUUAAGGCUAGAGAUAUCGAUAUUUUGAUCGUAAAUUGUAGUUUAUUUUCUCCAACUCCGUCGUUGUCCGCCAUGGUGGUGAAUAAAUACAAGCUUAGGAGUAACAUUAAGAGCUUCAAUUUAUCAGGCAUGGGUUGUAGUUGCAGUCCUAUAUCCGUUGACUUAGCACGAGAUCUGUUGCAGGUUCAUCCUAACUCAUAUGCCAUGGUGAUUAGUACGGAGAUCAUAACUCCGAACUACUACCAAGGGAAGGAGCGAGCAAUGCUCCUUCCCAAUUGCCUUUUCCGCAUGGGAUGUGCUGCCAUCCUAUUAUCCAACAAGCGGAAGGAAAAGAAAAGGUCUAAGUACCAACUUCUUCAUGUCGUCCGCACCCAUAAGGGAGCGGACGACAAGGCCUACAAGUGUGUCUACCAAGAGGAAGACCGCGAAGGCAAAGUUGGGAUCUCCCUCCAAAAAGACCUCAUGGCAAUCGCCGGUGAGGCCUUAAAGUCCAACAUCACUACCAUGGGUCCUAUAGUCCUACCAACCUCGGAACAACUACUCUUCCUAUUUUCUCUCAUCGGAAGGAAGCUCUUCAACCCUAAAUGGAAACCCUACAUACCGGACUUUAAACAAGCUUUCGAGCAUUUUUGUAUCCAUGCUGGUGGUAGGGCUGUUAUCGACGAGCUUCAAAAGAGUCUCCAGCUCUCCGCUGAGCAUGUUGAGGCAUCUAGGAUGACCUUACAUAGGUUUGGAAAUACUUCUUCAUCCUCCCUUUGGUAUGAGCUUAGCUACAUUGAGGCCAAAGGGAGAAUGAAGAAGGGAGACCGUGUUUGGCAAAUAGCUUUUGGAAGCGGGUUUAAGUGUAACAGUGCAAUUUGGAAGUGUAUUCGUACAAUCAAAACACCCGCUAACGGCCCUUGGGACGAUUGCAUUGACCGAUACCCGGUCCAUAUACCCGAAAUUGUGAAGCUGUAGAUGAAGGCCUAGGCCAGGGUAUAUUAUCAAUUGAACAAAAAAUUUUAAACAUAAAUUGUUACGUUGUUUGUUAUUAUUUUUCUUGUCAUCAUAUAUUGUUUGAUUAACUAAAAUAUGGUUUACUCUUAUAUUAUAAGAUCAAGGGAAAAAAAUCCUUUGUGAUGAUUUUAUUUGUAGUUUAGUUGUCAUAAAGGUUUCGAAUAGAAAUCUAUCAUGUUAUGAUGAAAUAGGUAAAUGUUACCUUUAGCUUCUGCCCAUAUGUUGUACUAUAAUAUUUCACAAUGAAAAAAAACAAACACCGUUACACUAUUAUCAUAUCA